AAUCUGUUCUUUGGUUGAAGAAAAUAGGUUGGUUUUUAAUCGGGAUCGAUGUGCUGAGUUAUCGGAACCAACAAGAAAGGAAAAUGGCGCAGGUUCUGAGAAGGACUAGUGGUGUUGGCAAGCCACUUGUGAGACGUUUCGCUACUGAAGUGGACCCAAAUCUGAAGAAAUCAGAGGUGUUUCUUCCUAAGGUAGCCGGAAGAGAUCCACACAAUGAGAUUGGAAAAUGGAAUAGCAUCUCCUUCUUUUUGGGUAUUCCUGUCUGUAUUUUGACACGUAUCUAUGAGCAGAUGGAUGAAUCACAUGGAAAAAGAAAUCCAUUUGUUCCAUAUUCCCAUCUUCGCAUCAGGAAGAAGGCUUUCCCCUGGGAAGGUGGUGCAGAAAGGAGUCUGUUCCACUGUCCCAUAACAAACCCUGGCUCCCAGGGAUAUAUGGACCUGUCCCCUGAUGAGGAGAUUUCCUGGGGAAAGUACAUGCAUGGUGAACACUAAGAAAGACACUUGUGAUAGAGAGUAUUUGUGAACUAGCAUCAAAUAAAGUCAUUGUUUAUUCCUUAAA
Ostrea edulis (European flat oyster) is the source of this 558-nucleotide messenger RNA. Its product is annotated as cytochrome c oxidase subunit 6A2, mitochondrial-like. The record is from RefSeq and is a predicted model, not a curated record. The transcript is spliced from 3 exons. Lineage: Eukaryota; Metazoa; Mollusca; Bivalvia; Ostreida; Ostreidae. Gene Ontology annotation, biological process: mitochondrial electron transport, cytochrome c to oxygen. Gene Ontology annotation, cellular component: mitochondrial inner membrane. Gene Ontology annotation, molecular function: enzyme regulator activity. Bases 84 to 491 code for a protein of 135 amino acids.